CCUAUAUUCAAAACAGCCCAUUUAGUGGGACUAAUUAAGAACUUUACACAAAUUUCCAUUCAAACAAAAACCUGUUCAUUGGUGCCACAAAAUUCCAAAGAGGGAACCAAUUUUCUGCAAUGUCUUGUUCUCUUGCGUAUUUGAAACUACAAACUCAAGAAAGUGAACUUCUAUUCCAACCCUUUUUAUAUGUCUUCCAAUUCCAAACUCGUGCAUUAUAAAACAUAGAACCAAUCCCCAUUUAAUUUGUAUUCUAAAAGUGAAUCAUACAUACAGAACAAUAUUCUGACUUGGUAUAAUUUCUAAGAGGAAAAUGGAAAUGGUUACUUUGAGACCAAUGGAAAGAACAAUGAGCUUCAAGAAAGGAAGAAACUUUGAUGAGUUUUAUGAACCCCAAAGGAAUGAUUUGGAUGAAGAUGAAGUUGUUAAUUCUGAAGAAUCUACAACAUGCUUGAAGAGAAGAAAAGUUGGGAACUUGAAACUUCAAACCACAUUCUCAUUCAAGUACUUAUUACUCCCAUCAGAGAAUCAUUGUGAUGAUUCAAAAAAUGAGAAUAGAGUUGGAGGUGGUGGUGGUGGCAUUAUUGUAAAUAAUAAUGAGCAAAAACCAACAAUUUUGGUCCCAAAAUCAGAAUUUUGGUUCUCAUCAUCACCAAGGCCAAUUAGGGAGCUUGAUGUUGCUGCAAUAAAGCUUCAGAAAGUUUAUAAGAGUUACAGAACCAGAAGAAAUCUUGCAGAUUGUGCUGUUAUUUGUGAAGAGCUAUGGUGGAAAGCUUUGGACUUUGCUGCUCUGAAUCGAUGCUCAAUCUCACACUUUGACUCUGAUAAAUCGGAAACAGCUGUUUCAAAAUGGGCAAGGGCUAGGACCAUGGCUGCUAAGGUGGGAAAGGGUUUAUGCAAAGAUGAUAAGGCGCAAAAAUUGGCUCUAAGGCACUGGCUUGAAGCUUUGCAGAAAGAGAGGGAGGCAUAUGAAGUAACUCUGAAUAGAGGGAAGCUUAUUUAUAGAAAAAGCCAAGAGCUUGUUCACACUGCUGAGGGAUCAAAGUGGAUAUUUGUUCUUAGUUCAUCAAGAAUUUUGUAUGUUGGUGAGAAGAAAAAAGGUCAAUUUCAGCAUUCAAGUUUUCUAGCUGGUGGUGCAACAAUUGCAUCUGGAAGAAUGGUUGUCCACAAUGGAGUUCUCCAUGCUAUUUGGCCCUAUAGUGGUCAUUACCGCCCUACAGAGAAGAAUUUCAAGGAAUUCAUAGGAUUCUUGAUGGAACAUAAUGUGGACAUGACAAAUGUAAAGAAAUAUGCAAUUGAUGAUGAUGUCCCACCUUCUACACCUCAAUUUAAGUCCAAAGAAGGAAAUGUUGAUUCAAGUGAUGACUCAUCCAAUGGCAACAAUAAUUGUAAUAAUCAAGAAAAUGUGGGUCAUUUUGGUACCAAUGUUGAAGAUUCAAAACCCAAAGAUAGCAAGAAUUUAUUGGGUAAUAAAUGGACCACAGGAGUUGGUCCUAGAAUUGGUUGUGUGAGAGAAUACCCUCCUAAUCUCCAAGUUAGGGCACUUGAACAACUCAAUUUUUCACCAAGAGUCAACCAUGGAAAGUUUGACCUUAAAGCUCCAAUUCCAUCUCCAAGACCAAGUCCAAAAGUUCAUCUAUCCCCUAGACUUGCACAAAUGGGUCUUCCAAGCCCAAGGGUAAAUGCUACUCCCAUAAAUUAAUUUCGAUUCGCGACAGAUUAGUUCUUAAUUUGUCGGAUUGAAAAAUAUUGUAGAAAACCAAAAAAAUUAGUUCCUAACUUCUAUAUAUGUUAGGAUUUCACAUUAUGUGAUUCAUCAUUUUUGAGGCAUAAUGUGAUCAAUAACCAUCUUCUAAUUUGGACCAUAAGAUUUAGUACAGAAAAAUAGGAUCAUAAAUCUUAUACAACACAGGAUCUAACCACACAAGAUUUAUUUUUUCCUUUAUUUAUUUAUUUUUAUUUUGAUGGUCCAAGAUUUUUUUAUUUGGUUUUUUCUUGGCCAGUUGUUUUGGUCAUUCGGCUUCUACUGUAUCAUUUUUCCCCUUCUCCCCAAAUUGUAUUGUAGGAGGUGGGUUAAUCUUCCAUACUUGUAAGCCAAUUAAUAAUUUAAUAUAUGUAAAUUACUUUUCUCUCA
This is a messenger RNA of Arachis ipaensis, 2134 nucleotides long. NCBI's taxonomy places the organism in Eukaryota, Viridiplantae, Streptophyta, Magnoliopsida, Fabales, Fabaceae. The record is from RefSeq and is a predicted model, not a curated record.